This is a messenger RNA of Solanum tuberosum (potato), 2034 nucleotides long. RefSeq names its product auxin-induced protein 15A-like. Bases 1560 to 1808 code for a protein of 82 amino acids. The transcript has a single exon. Gene Ontology annotation, biological process: response to auxin. NCBI's taxonomy places the organism in Eukaryota, Viridiplantae, Streptophyta, Magnoliopsida, Solanales, Solanaceae. The record is from RefSeq and is a predicted model, not a curated record.
AAAAGAAAACUUUCUUAACAGUCUGUAGAGUAGUAAAGAAGGAUACACAAAUCUGUAUAGAGAAUACAACUUUUGAUGUUAGAUUAGGUAGAUUUAGUGAAACUUUUGAUGUUAGACUAGGUAGAUUUAGUGAAACUUUAGCUCCACAAAGACUGAUUGUUAGUCCAUGUCAAAGGACAAAUGACUUGCUUUUUUCUACUUCAAAGAAAUUGAAGUAUUGAAUGAAUGAUGGUUCUAUUCAGUUAGUAUUGAAUUUUUUUCUCCUUGUGAUUCUCUAAUUCCUCUCAUUGAAUAUCUGCGCCAAAGUCUCAUGUGUUGCUAGUCAUUAUGAGUCAGAAUCAAGUUUAAAGUGGCCCAAACUGGUCACAUUUUUGGGUUAGACAAAGGAUGAGUAGAAUUGAAAUUUUAUCUGGAAUUAUGCUGAUGUAAGCCACUAUGAUUACUCUAGCUCAAAUGUACUAAAGCUGAAGCUUUUGGGAAGUAAGAAGUCCAACUGAGUGUCAUAUAGAGAAACUAAAUGAUGUGAUAACAUUUAUGGUACAUAGAUCCUUCAUCCGUAUUGAUGUACCUAUGAACAGGCGUCACAUAGGAUAGCUAUUGGUACUUAAAUGAAGAUUGUUCAAAAUACUCUUGAUAUUAACAAAGAACUGCAUGUUUCCAUACUGGUUUAAUUGCACACACUUGUAUUGGAACGCUCCUGCGAACAAGUCUUUGUAACUUAAUUUAAAAGCUACAGGUUCAGCCUCUAAUUAAAAAUCUGCACGAAUGCAUUUCUGAUGGUCUUCAUCUGGAGUACUUCCUUAAUGUGAAAGCUUUUGUGUCCUAUGACCUAACUGAAGAAUCACAUCUAGCUUGAACAUAGGUCUUCAUUGUUCUUAUUUGACCGAAAUGUCAGAAUAUAAGAUAAUAAUAUUAUUUUCAUAUGCAGGACACAUGGUUCCUUUGGUACAUGUUAUUAUGUUUAGAGUUUAUCAAAUUCUCAUAUCUACAUAGCUACUUACAGAAUCAUUUUUCACUUAAGGAGCUCCUGGCUGGCUGCAACACAAGUUAACAGUAUCCACAAGCCAAGCUGUCAUCAUUGACUUGUCUGGUAUUUCUGAAACCUCCACUAAUUUUUUUUUACCCAAGUUGUAAGAUUAGACAAAUAUUUUGGAUUAAAUUCAGGAUCAGGUUAAGAAGCAUCUGGACAUCCCACUUCCAUUGUUCUGUUGGUAUGUAGUGGUGGAUAAUCCAUAUAUUUUUUAGAAUAAAUAAUUCUUGGAACGCAACGUUAAAGGUAGGGCCUGUUGUCUUGAGUUGAUGUGACCUAAGUCACCAAUACAUUGGCAAUGAGUUGAAAGCAAAACCAUGUUACUUCAGGUGCUAUUGUCUUCCAUGGUACCCACAGAAUAGUGAUUAACAGGACUCUCUUAGUUGCCAUUGUCCUAUAUAAACAUUUUCGAGAAGGUGUCUACCACUACAACACUCAGCAAAACUUGAAAGUAUUCAAAGCUUUCUCUGCUUUUGAGGUCUUCAGUAUUUUUUUCUUUCUUUUCUCAUCUAUACUAAAACUAAAUAUAAUGGCUAUUCGUAUGCCUCGUAUAAUCAAGAAAUCUGGAGAUGUUCCCAAGGGAUAUCUUGCUGUGUAUGUUGGGGAGGAGCACAAGAAGAGAUUUGUAAUCCCCAUAUCAUUCUUGAGCCAACCUUUAUUUCAAGACUUACUCAGUCAAGCUGAGGAAGAAUUUGGUUUUGAUCAUCCAAUGGGAGGUCUCACCAUACCCUGCAGAGAGGACAUCUUCAUUGACCUUACUUCUCGUUUGAGAAACUGAUGAAACUUUCUUUCACAUUUUUGUAGAGCAGCAAAGCAGGAUUUGCAGUCUGUACACUUAGGAUUUAGAGAAAAUAGUAGUUGAUGUAAGAAUGAGAGUUGUUACUAAAGUCUGACUAGGUAGAUUAGUGAACUUAUCUCUGUAAAGGCUGAUUGUCAUUCAUGUCAUGUCAAAGAGAUGAAUAACACUUCAUUUUUUUCUACUUCAAAGAUAUCGAAGUAUUGAA